This is a messenger RNA of Boeremia exigua, 1823 nucleotides long. Its product is annotated as Alpha/Beta hydrolase protein. Bases 171 to 1385 code for a protein of 404 amino acids. Lineage: Eukaryota; Fungi; Ascomycota; Dothideomycetes; Pleosporales; Didymellaceae. The record is from RefSeq and is a predicted model, not a curated record. The transcript has a single exon.
AGACCACCGCAGGGCGCCUUGUUAUUAGCGUGUUGAGCUUCAUUGCACGUGCAAGUAUUCCAUUGUCUCACUCCACAUCAGCAUACAACAACCCACGUACUCAACAAGUCUUCCACCUUCAUACUUUAUCUUCAGCAUAUACUGUGCAUGUUAUUACAUCAAAAUCUCCGAUGCCACACUCUACUUCGAAGCAGUCUGACGCAGUUCUGGAGUUUCUUUGCGAUCGGCGAUUCCACCAGCAAUUCACCUACGUCCACGAGAAUGAAAGACGCCGCGUAACCUAUUCUGACUAUGGAGAUUCCACCAGUAAAUCUGUCAUACUCUUUUUCGGUGGCCUGAUGGGUGCCCGCUUCAGCUACUCACCUCUGGACCAACUGGCCAGGAAACACAACGUGCGAAUCAUUCAUCCCGAUCGACCCGGCGUUGGUGGCAGCGAUCCAACUACGAUCGAGAAUCGGAUACCCACAUACAUUGACAUGGUCCCUCGUCUACUCAGCCAUCUUGGGAUCGAACAUGUUGCCCUGGCAAGUCACUCUUUUGGCACGAUCUAUCUGCUCAACACAAUGCUGGCGUAUCCUCACCUCUUGCAUCCGCGGAAACCAUAUGUAGCCUUCUUCGCACCAUGGGUGCAUCCCGAGCAUACUGGGAUUAGACAUCUCCAAGCUGCAGAGAUGCUGCCUGGAAGUCUGAUCGGAAAAUUUUCGUCCCUGGCGCAAUUUGUCAACGAUAGUAUCCUACCUCUGACUGGGAUGAGUGCUGGGCUUAGUAGUGCUGUGGUGAACAGUGUCAGAAGCUCGCUGCCGCAGUCGAUCGCUCCUGAUGUCCAAAUACCACUCGCCACCCAAACCGAUGGAACACGACAGAUCGAUAACAACGGUCUGAAUGAGAUUGAUCUGAACAAUCAGGCCGUAGUGAACGAGCUGAGAGAGCUGAUCCCUACCUUCCUUUUUGCGGAGGGUGUGGCUGGCGCAGGCCAAGACACGCAACUUUGCCUCCGCAAGCCACGUUCCAUCCCCUGGUGCACACCACUGCGGCAUUGGGAUGAUCAUGACGAUGCAGUACGUCAGCUUCGGCAAAUCAUCAGCACGGAAGAGCUUGAGAACGAAGAGAGGAGGGCGUGGCAGAUCGAAACGUUUCACGCGGAGACGGACAGCUUAGUAGGGAAGAAUGGACAGACGUGGUUCGACGGCGCUUGGACAGGAGAGGAGAUAACGGAAUCUCGUCACCCAGAUGCCAUAAGGUACAGCAGUCGUAUCGUGAAGGGCUCAGAUCAUGACUUCAUCUUGGAUCCCGCGUUUGGCGCAAGCGAGACAUGGUUGAAGCAAGUCAGUGAGUCCUUCACGUCUUGUCAGCUCGACGAAGGCCUGCCAGGGUCUGGGCGAUGACUGUUGAUCAAGGACAAGAUCGAGAGAAGGAGGCUCAUCCUCUCAAAGUAAAGAUGGGUUGUCAAUUCGAUAUGAAGCGCUAUUAUCAAUAUAUGGGAAAGUGAUAUGAAAUGGGUAUCCAGUGGUAAGGUGGUUGAUGGUGUGAGAAGAGAGUUGGAGCAUGUUCUCAAAAACACGUGAACCAAGCACGCUCAGUGUCGCGUGAGAAGAUCGCAAGGGCAAAAAAGAAACUCCCCCGGAAAGGCUCGAACUUUCAACCUCCUGAUGUGCCAUCAAGCGGGUACGGAUAACAGUCAGACGCGCUAGCCAAUUGCGCCACGGAGGAUUUGAUCGAAGUGAUCAGUGGCAACUGUUGUUGUUUGCUUUGAUGGAAACUGGCCCGGAUACAGCUUAGAUAUUGCGACACAAAUCAUCAACGACAUGCUUCUGACCGCUUCA